This is a messenger RNA of Lactuca saligna, 873 nucleotides long. The record is from the annotation of a GenBank genome assembly. NCBI's taxonomy places the organism in Eukaryota, Viridiplantae, Streptophyta, Magnoliopsida, Asterales, Asteraceae.
AUGUCAACAAUUGAUCCGAAAGUUGAAACUGGGAAAUUCUUAACGAAAGAAGGUGCAAGUCCUUCGAAGAAGUCUAGGACUUCAAAGAAGACUGAGUUCAUCAUUCCUGAAGAAAUUGUUAAAGAAACAAAGACAUCAAAGUCUCCAAAGUCAAAGGCUGAUGAGGAACCAGGUGCUACACGUAUUGUUACAGAGCCAACUUCAGUUACCAUUCCUUCGAAGGCUAGAGUUUUUUGCAAAUUAAAGCUGAAGUAUGGUGGUUCUCCUACUUCGAAUGUGAUUCACAAGCCUCAUCAUACUCAUCAAGGAGUACUUAUGCAUGAAGUCCUAGCUCCAGUUUCUCCUCACUCAAAGAAACGAAGGGCUGAGGAUAUGGCUAAUAAGAUUUCGAAGAAGAAAAAGAAGACAAAGAUGAGGAAGUUAGUUAUUCCCAUGGAAUCAUCCGAAGUAGAACAAGUGCCUAAAACACCCGAACAUGAUCCUCUUAUCCAACCUACAUCUCCUGAGAAGACUGUUUUCAUACCACCCGAAGUUUUGUCUACCAAAUUAUCUCAUGAGGAGGUACGAACUUCAUACAUCACUGCAAACGUAUCUCAUACGGGUGCAAAUGUCAACAUGGGUAAAGGAGAUCUAACAAAGGAAACUACUCACCUCCACAAGGUACUUCAGUUAUUGUUUCAACCUACAAAUCCACCAAAACCAAAUGAUGAAUCAGAAAAUGAAGGAGGCUUUGGUAGUACUUUUGAAGAUUUGGCUUUUGAUGAAGACGAGGGGGAUUUUCCUGAUCAUAUGCUGAUGUCCAUGAAACAAUUCAAAAUUGUGAAUAAGAAGCUCAAUUCUAUUAUUCAGUCUCAAGCAGACACAGGAGGAUGA